AUGGUCAUAUAUUUGACUUACGGAUGGCUGUUUGCGUACGUUGCAUUGCCUGGAUUCUUACUCGGGGAUCUGGCUUUCCGAUGCCCGAGUUGUACUGCGGAGCGUCUCGCUGCGUGUUCCAGAGUCACGGCGGCAUGUCCAGAGAUAGUGAGGGAGCCGGGCUGCGGUUGCUGUCCGCUGUGUGCCAGGCUGGAAGGGGAGCUUUGUGGGGUCUACACGCCGAGGUGCUCCGGCGGCCGGAGGUGCUACCCAAGCACCGAGUCCGAAUACCCGUUGCAACAGCUCAUCCACGGUUUAGGACGAUGUAGACAACAAGAGGACUCGGACGUCACGACAAGUCUGGAACAGCAGGCUACAAAUGAGGUGCAUGGGACGGAGAACCCCUUCACCAAAAGACCUGCCGCAGAUGCUUGGAUGUGGCAGGAGUCCGCCAGGAAACAACACCUGAACGAGCGCAAAACCAAGAUGAAGACGAAUCAGCUGGAGGACCCUCGAACCCAGAAAGGGCUCCAGAGCGCCUGUCAGCAGGAGCUGGACAGCGUCUUGGAGGAGAUCUCCAAGAUGACCUCUGAGGACAGCAGAGGCCCGCUGGAGUACCUGUACGGACUCAAGUUCCCAAACUGUGACCGGCACGGUCUGUACAACCUCAAACAGUGCAACAUGUCCACCCACGGCCAGCGGGGGGAGUGCUGGUGCGUUAACCCCUUAACCGGGAUCCAGAUCCCGGCGACGCCGAAAGUGAGAGGGGAUCCCAACUGUGACCAGUUUGAGGAGGAGCUUAGAGAGAUGCCAACUGAAGCAGCGUUCUACUAG
Messenger RNA from Cyclopterus lumpus (lumpfish), 813 nucleotides. Its product is annotated as insulin-like growth factor-binding protein 2-B. The transcript has 4 exons. Lineage: Eukaryota; Metazoa; Chordata; Actinopteri; Perciformes; Cyclopteridae. Gene Ontology annotation, molecular function: insulin-like growth factor II binding; insulin-like growth factor I binding. Gene Ontology annotation, biological process: regulation of insulin-like growth factor receptor signaling pathway. The record is from RefSeq and is a predicted model, not a curated record. Bases 1 to 813 code for a protein of 270 amino acids. Gene Ontology annotation, cellular component: extracellular region.